UAAGCCCAUUAUGAAAGUGGUAAUAUUUUGCCUAAUUUGGCUAGUCUGCUCCCAAGGUGAAAGUGUUCCAUUAAAGCCUUGUCCUUUGGAGACUAGUUGCGGAAAGGUGGACAGCUCCGAUGAAGUUUGUGGUUUGGACGAAGAGUUGGGAUGCAUCCGGAAAUACCCCUCCAGGUGCCAUUUAAAUAUUGCCGCUUGCCAAGCGAAAAAAAAUUUUACCGACUAUAGCAACGUUUACUGUUCCAUGGAGGCCUACGCAUGCGAACAGUCCCCCACCUACGAGCGAUGGACUAUCUUUUUUGGAUAUGAAAACGACUAGAUAUUAGAGU
This is a messenger RNA of Drosophila bipectinata, 329 nucleotides long. RefSeq lists its product as uncharacterized. The record is from RefSeq and is a predicted model, not a curated record. Gene Ontology annotation, molecular function: protein binding. NCBI's taxonomy places the organism in Eukaryota, Metazoa, Arthropoda, Insecta, Diptera, Drosophilidae.